This is a messenger RNA of Cooperia oncophora, 318 nucleotides long. The record is from the annotation of a GenBank genome assembly. Lineage: Eukaryota; Metazoa; Nematoda; Chromadorea; Rhabditida; Trichostrongylidae.
AUGCUCGUCGGUCAUGCCAAGUCCCAUUGCCCUCAAAGACAGUGGCAAUGCCCCCAUUGUGAAACGACGGCCGCCUUCCAUUCAAAACUGAAACUGCACGUUCAAAACGCUCAUAAGAGCGACGCCGAACCUAUGGAUAUGUACUCAGCCGAAUUGGAAAACAAAUGGCUCGAACUGUUCCGGCAGUGCUUUCCGCAAUUCGCUCAGCAAUGUUACGUCGAAGAUUGGAAAUUCCGUUCGAAACAACAGCAACAUCUGCACAGUAUGUCAGUAGACGAAUGGAACACACGAGGUAGUCCUACCUGUUCUUCGGGGUAA